This is a messenger RNA of Tuber melanosporum (Perigord truffle), 1275 nucleotides long. RefSeq lists its product as uncharacterized. Gene Ontology annotation, molecular function: oxidoreductase activity, acting on NAD(P)H, oxygen as acceptor. Gene Ontology annotation, cellular component: intracellular anatomical structure. Bases 1 to 1002 code for a protein of 333 amino acids. Lineage: Eukaryota; Fungi; Ascomycota; Pezizomycetes; Pezizales; Tuberaceae. The record is from RefSeq and is a predicted model, not a curated record. The transcript is spliced from 4 exons.
AUGAACUCCAGCUUCCGUAUCAGUUCAGGUUUGGCUCGCCGUCUACUCCAACAAUGUGGGGUAUCGGCUCCGAGAAGGUUACUCCCAUUCGGGGCCUCACUUGUCACUAGACAUAUAUCAUCUUCGCCGGAUACGAACGUGACACCGGGGCUGACUCCCAAAGCUACUGGGAAAGCAUUUGAAGGCAAUGGCAAGGUUUUGCUCGGGUCCCAAAAGCGUCUUCCGGAGUUCAAUCUAGUCGAUAGAGUAGUGCUUAUCUCUGGUGGAGCACGAGGUCUUGGACUAACGCAAGCUGAAGCUCUGCUUGAAGCUGGAGCCAAGGUUUAUGCCCUCGACCGCCUUGAGAAACCAUCGCCGGGGUUCUACGAAGCCCAAGCCAGAGCUACCAAUAACCUUGGGACUUCCCUACACUACAGACAAAUAGAUGUGCGGGAUGAAGCAAAACUGCACGCAUCUGUCCAGGCCAUCGCCGAAGAGAAUGGCCGACUAGAUGGCUUGAUAGCAGCAGCAGGCAUCAACGAAGAGCACACAGCUCUGGAAUACACGGCGGCAGAUUUCAACAAAAUGAUGGAGAUCAACGUUACGGGUGCCUUCCUGACUGCGCAAGCAGCAGCUAGGCAAAUGGUCAGGUUUGGUAAAGGUGGUAGUAUCGUUAUGAUUGCGUCAAUGUCCGGGACCAUUGCAAAUCGAGGGCUGAUAUGCCCUGCAUAUAAUGCCUCAAAGUCGGCAGUUCUGCAAUUGGGCCGCAAUCUCGCUGCUGAAUGGGGCCCUUACGGUAUCAGAGUUAAUACCAUCUCUCCGGGCUACAUUGUUACCGCGAUGGUUGAAGAACUAUUCACAAAGUUCCCCGAGAGGAGGGAGGAUUGGCCAAAACAGAACAUGCUUGGAAGGCUGAGCAAGCCACAGGAAUACCGUGGUGCCGCAGUAUUCCUUCUCAGCGAUGCUAGCUCAUUCAUGACAGGUGCGGAUCUGAUCAUGGAUGGAGGCCACCAUUCGUGGUAGCCCUGAUACGUCGUAAAGGGCCCCAUAUUUUUACCCUCUUUCUUUUCUUCUUCCUCUGUACGAGCUAUGAGCGUAGGAAAUUUUUUCCGCUGUUUGGCGUCUCCUUUGUCAACUAAGUUAGUUAUUCAUUACGAGAGGAUUCAAUUUUCGGGUUUAUCGGUAAGCUUUCACAAGCUUAUGUAUUGUGAUGGCAUAUGUGUGGUGAUAUUAUGACGGUAGUACCCAAGCGAUCAAUUUUGUUUUUGGCGUUCGAAUUAUUACCCGUGAAUCGUG